Molecule: messenger RNA, 13615 nt
Organism: Carcharodon carcharias (great white shark)
Lineage: Eukaryota; Metazoa; Chordata; Chondrichthyes; Lamniformes; Lamnidae
Product: misshapen-like kinase 1
Exons: 31
Coding region: 230-4141 (1303 amino acids)
Biological process (GO): protein phosphorylation
Molecular function (GO): protein kinase activity; ATP binding
Source: RefSeq, a predicted model, not a curated record
GCUCCUGGUUACCGGCUGGAAGGGGACGGGAAGCCAUUGAUGUCGGCUGGAGCCGGUAAUGGAGGCGGAGGAGAAAACGGAGCGGCCGCGGCUCCGGAGCAGCGGGAGGCGGUUGCCCUGAUCGUCCAUUUGUGAAGUCAGCCUGAGGCCUUGGUGAGGGAGAGCGGGCCAGCCCCGGGAUUGGGUUGCUGCUGUUCUUUUACCUGAGCCGAGAUUUCCCCUGGAGAAGAUGGCGAGUGAACCGCCGGCCCGCAGCCUGGACGACAUCGACCUGUCCGCUCUCCGGGACCCUGCGGGUAUUUUUGAACUGGUGGAAGUUGUUGGAAAUGGCACCUACGGACAAGUAUACAAGGGUCGACAUGUCAAAACGGGGCAGCUUGCAGCCAUCAAAGUUAUGGACGUCACUGAGGAUGAAGAGGAGGAGAUCAAGCAAGAAAUUAACAUGCUGAAAAAGUACUCGCAUCAUAGAAAUAUUGCAACAUACUAUGGUGCCUUCAUCAAGAAGAGUCCUCCAGGCCAUGAUGACCAGCUCUGGCUGGUUAUGGAAUUCUGUGGAGCUGGAUCUGUCACAGACCUGGUCAAGAACACAAAAGGGAAUGCAUUGAAAGAAGAAUGGAUCGCCUACAUCUGUAGGGAGAUACUACGGGGCUUAACACAUCUUCAUGCACAUAAAGUUAUUCACAGAGACAUCAAGGGACAGAAUGUGCUACUGACAGAAAAUGCUGAAGUGAAACUUGUUGAUUUUGGCGUCAGCGCUCAGCUCGACAGGACUGUUGGAAGAAGGAAUACGUUCAUUGGCACCCCAUAUUGGAUGGCACCCGAGGUGAUAGCAUGUGAUGAAAACCCAGAUGCCACCUACGAUUAUAGGAGUGACAUUUGGUCUUUGGGAAUUACUGCAAUCGAAAUGGCAGAAGGUGCACCACCUCUGUGUGACAUGCACCCAAUGCGAGCCCUAUUCCUUAUUCCAAGAAACCCCCCUCCCAGGUUAAAAUCUAAGAAAUGGUCACGGAGGUUUAUAGAGUUUAUUGAGAAUUGUCUGAUAAAAAAUUAUACUCAGAGACCGUCUACAGAUCAGCUGCUAAAACACAGCUUCAUCCGAGACCAGCCAACCGAGAGGCAGGUACGCAUCCAGCUAAAAGACCAUAUUGAUCGGACCCGGAAGAAGCGAGGCGAAAAAGAGGAGACAGAGUACGAAUAUAGCGGCAGUGAGGAGGAGGAGGACAAUGUCGGUGAAGAAGGAGAACCCAGCUCCAUUGUGAAUUUGCCAGGUGAGUCCACGUUGAGGCGAGAUUUCCUGCGGCUGCAGCAGGAGAACAAGGAGCGCUCGGAAGCUGUGAGGCGGCAGCAGCAGCAGAUUGUGCUGCCACGCCGGGACCCAGAGGAGCACAAACGGCAGCUUCUCUCCGAGCGACAGAAACGCAUAGAGGAGCAGAAGGAGCAGCGACGUCGGCUGGAGGAGCAACAACGGCGAGAACGAGAGCUACGCAAGCAGCAAGAAAAGGAGCAUCAGCGGCAGUUAGACGAGAUGCAGCAGCUUCGAAGAGAGGAGGAGAGGAGACAGGCUGAGAGAGAGCAGGAAUAUAAGCGGAAACAACUGGAGGAGCAGCGGCAGUCUGAGCGGCUUCAGAGGCAACUGCAGCAGGAGCAUGCCUUCCUCAUGUCACUGCAGCAGCAGCAGCAGCUGCAGAAGCAGCAGCAACAGCCCCAAGAAAAGAAGCAGCUGUACUAUUACAAUAAAAAUGUGAAUCCGACGGACAAACCAGCCUGGGCAAAGGAGGUUGAAGAACGCUCCAAAAUGAACAGGCAGAACUCUCCUGGUGCGAAGCCAAAGAUGGGGACCACAAUAUCGGAUCCGUCGCUGCAGUCGCUCACUGAAUCGGUGCCCAGCAGUGCUGCCCAGGCCUCACAGACACCGCCCAUGCACCGGCCUGUGGAGCCACAGGGAGCCCAGUCAAAGUUUCAAGUGGCACACCUGGUUGCGCUGAAGCCAUCAUCAGCACCGGUGCCAAGGUCUCAGUCACUCCAAGACCAACCGACCAAGAAUGUCGCUGCCUUCCCAACCCAGGAGCCUGUGCCAGUGAAGCGUGGUGAGAUGCUGCGGCAGAACUCAGACCCCACCUCUGAGACCCCUGUACUACCUCCCCGUGCUGGGAACAGAGAUGACUCUGGGCCAUGGGUGAAGAUGGAAGAUGAAGCACCUCCAAAGGUUCCUCAGAGAACGACCUCCAUAGCUACAGCACUGAACAGCAGUAGUGCUCUGAUAAAUCGAGCAGGGCAGGCACCACGUGCGAGCAAUCCAGAUCUGCGUAGGAUUGAUCCAGGAUGGGAAAGAGCAGAGAGUCUUCCACUGAUUGGCCCCCAUCGAGUCCUUGGGACUGGUUCUAUGGAGCGGAACAGAAUUACAACUUCCUCUAAGCCUGAAGGAUCGCCAGUUCUCUCGCAGGAUACAAGCCGGGGAAAGCCAGAGGAGAUACGCACUACCUCACGGCCCAGCAGACCUGCAGAUAUGCUGAACCUGGGGAAAGAGAUCCGGUCAGACGAGCUGCCCAAACCACCAGUUAAAGUGAUGGACUACUCUUCCUCAAGUGAGGAUUCUGGAAGCAGUGAUGACGAUGAAGAGGAAGGAGAAAAUGAACAUCAAGACGAGAAUCUGUCCAGCUCUGAUGGUUCCAGGUCAGGACCAAGCCGUAACAAGGACGGUGACACGGACAGCAUAAACACAAUGGUGGUGCACGAUGACGAAGAGCCUUCAGUGGUUGAAACAUCCGGUAACUCCUACGGAGACGGAACAAUGAUUGUACAGAGGACGCCUGAGGAGGAACGAGGGGUCCAUCAUCCAGACAGCAAUGGUUUCACGAGUCAUGUUAACCUGCCCGAUUUAGUGCGGCAGAGUCAUUCCCCGACUGAUCCCAAAGGGCCUAACUCUCAGCAGGACGAUAGUAUAGCAGAGUUUCAGUCAAGAGGCCUUGUGAAGUCGCCUGGCAAGUCAUCUUUUACUACCUUUGUUGAUCUUGGAAUGUACCAGAUGGACGCUGGUGGGGAAACAAUACAAAUUAGUGGUUUAAGUAUCAGUGACGUGAGCCGAUUAAACCAGCUGAAAUAUGAGGACAGGAAGUGCUCAGUGGUGAACGUCAAUCCAGCCAACACACGUCCACACAGUGAUACGCCAGAAAUACGCAAAUACAAGAAGCGUUUUAAUUCUGAAAUACUUUGUGCUGCUUUGUGGGGUGUGAAUCUGCUGGUGGGAACAGAGAACGGGUUGAUGCUACUCGACCGCAGUGGGCAAGGCAAAGUGUACAGCCUCAUCAGUCGCCGACGUUUCCAGCAGAUGGACGUUUUAGAAGGGUUGAACCUUCUCAUCACUAUAUCAGGUAAACGAAACAAACUACGUGUGUAUUACUUGUCCUGGCUGCGGAAUAAGAUUUUGCACAAUGAUCCAGAAGUGGAGAAGAAGCAGGGCUGGACCACAGUGGGAGACAUGGAGGGCUGUGUGCACUACAAAGUGGUGAAGUACGAGAGGAUCAAGUUCCUGGUUAUUGCGCUGAAGAACUCGGUUGAGGUCUAUGCCUGGGCCCCGAAGCCUUACCACAAGUUCAUGGCAUUUAAGUCAUUUUCAGAUCUGCCUCAUAGACCGACAUUGGUCGACUUGACUGUAGAAGAAGGUCAGAGGUUAAAGGUUAUAUAUGGAUCUAAUAGUGGCUUUCAUGCAGUCGAUGUGGAUUCGGGAAACACCUAUGACAUUUACAUCCCAGUGCAUAUUCAGACCCAUGUAGUGCCGCACGCUAUUGUAAUUUUACCCAACACUGCUGGAAUGGAAAUGCUUCUGUGCUAUGAAGAUGAGGGAGUUUAUGUGAACACCUACGGCCGUAUCACCAAGGAUGUGGUGUUGCAAUGGGGUGAGAUGCCGACCUCUGUUGCAUACAUCUGCUCGAACCAGAUCAUGGGUUGGGGCGAGAAGGCAAUCGAAAUCCGCUCUGUUGAAACAGGUCACCUUGAUGGAGUUUUCAUGCACAAAAGAGCACAGCGGCUAAAAUUCCUCUGUGAACGGAACGAUAAGGUAUUUUUUGCCUCAGUCCGUUCUGGUGGAAGCAGUCAAGUUUACUUCAUGACAUUAAAUAGGAACACAAUCAUGAACUGGUAAAGGACAACAUGUUGGACUACUGAAGAGUUGGAUACUGUAAAUAAGUAGGACGGUGCGUUUUGUAGAUCAGAGCUUUAAACAAGAGUUAAAAGGCCUCGGAAAGGUUUCUGUGGAACUUGCAGUGGAUCUCGUGCCUCAAAAGACAUUGUCAAUGAAGCUGUUUCUUUUCAAUUUAAUGUUUUCCUUUCCCUUUCUGGAGAACGAAUUUGACAGCUUGGCUGCAGUCACGUGACCCACCCAGCAUGCUUUUCUCUCUGGAAGCCCAGGCUGCUUGUUAUUGGUGGCAGAUCACAUGGACAGUGUGUGCAUUGGUUAAGGUUGUGUGGGGAGUAAUUGGGGUAAAGAAUAACGGGUCAAAGUGAUUCUAAAUGAGCCACUGUUCUAGUUGGGGUAGGGAGCACCAAAUACUAGUGCGACCCAAUCUGAGCCAUUUCAGGCCACUUUCCAAGGAUGGGUAGAUAGGAAAACCUGGUUUGAGCCCAGACUGGCAGUUCGGCUGUUUUGGGUUAUUUUCUUUUGCUUAUUUUAGAGUAGAACUAAGGUUUAAAAAAUAGUUUUGCAGAUUCUUUUCAUAAAUCCAAACAAGUGACCAAUUGUGCAGAAAGCGACUAGUUGUUCAGUCGCCUAUUAUUCAAGACGCUGAAGGUGUGGGUCACUCCAUUGUUGAUUUGAGGGACCAAUCAACUCAAUUUAAGGAUCAUUUCAGCCUCAGGUAAGCUGGUUUUGGGGUGAGGGGAGAGAAAAGAAAACAUAUAAACCAUCACAGUGCACCAUUUUUAUUAAAGUGCCAUCUCACAAUGUCUCCUCAAGGUGUGUCGGAUUGGCAAUAUUGGGCUGUCCAGACCACUCAAUAUGCUUCUAAGUGUCUGGUAAAGUUUCCUCCUUCACUGUCUCACCUACAAAGGUUUGGCAAAGAUUAUUCACUUGUACAUCCACUAUCAAGUUAAAUCUGAUCUCUGUCUCUCUCUCUCUCUUUUGAUUUUGAUACCUGUUCAGUUAAAUCUGACCUCUGUCUCUCUCUCUCUCUCUCUUGAUUUUGCUACCUGUUCAUACAGAUGACAGUGACAAAAUGUGAAGGGCACAAGAAGGCUGUAACACACCGAGCAGCCUCUUGGUACACUUCUCGUCAUUUAUUCAAUGUUGUUCUCUCAUGUGAUUUGCAUGGCCUUAAAAAAUGUGUUUCCUAACUCUUUACAGCACCGGAUUCAGUUCUCAAGAAACAAUCACCUCCAUUUUUUAUGUCCCGCACACGAAUUGCUUUUCUUAAAUCUCGCCAGGGAGUGGGAUGAUGGGGCACAACAAGAAAUAAACAAUGUGUAAGUGAAACAGCAGGUCUGAAAUUAGCCCCUUAAAUGGUCAGAUGUUGCCAUGGAAACUCUAGAGUCUUCCCAGUUGAGUCUUGCUGGCUGCCUUUUCUAGGGAAAGAUGUGUGGGCCGCAGUUUUAAAAUUCAUAAUCAAUGCUUUCUCGGCAGGUAUUCCCUGAGUAUUGUCUGGUCUCUAUUCUGUGCAUUGUCUGCAAAGUUCUUUGUGUUCUGUCCAGCCAGUGUAGCUCACUGUUAUAACAUAGGAACGGGAGUAAGUAAUUCCGCCUCUCAAACCUGGUCCCUCGUUCUGGCUGAUCUGUACCUCCACUCCACUUCUCUCCUUUGCUCUGCAUUCUUUAAUAUACACUUGCCCUUCCAGCUUUCCAGUGUUCAUCUGUUCCUUCGAUUGUGCAUGAUCAUGUUGCUCAGAUUUCUCUCUCCCUCCAUCCAUUACGAUGUCUCUCCACCAGCCCAGCCCAGUCUUCACCUCAAUCACUAGAUCAGGGGCCCUCUAGAAUGAUUUGAGAUUUUGCUUCCACUGCACCACCCCAAAGACCAUUCCCGAUAUGAAUCAGGAACCUGGGAAAGACUUAAGUCACUGGAUCUAGUGACUCAGAGAAGAUGGAAGAGUGCAGUUGAUUUGACGCAGGGGUUUGAGAUGGGGCUGAAGUUGUACAGCCGUAUGACAUCACACUGGAUAGGGCCAAACGAAGAGAGUCAGGCAUCAUCUACCACACUCAGAAGAAUCAGCUGCAUGCUGUAGGUGUUUGAUCAGGCCAGGUGUCAGAAUGGCAUAUCCACGGAGCCUUUUCCCGGUUGUUGUUUCGCAAGGGACCAAGAUUGUGAGGAAGAGAAGUUGGGAAUGUUUUAAUAUGGCCAGACGUACUGUGAACUGUUCUGUGUGAACUGACUUUUCAGCCUGAUGGCCUUUUUAAAAUCAAUGAUGCCAUGCUCCAGCGAUAGACUUGUUUCCAUGUUGUCUGUACGUUGUAUUGUGCUGCUGUUAUUUGGCAAGAGAAUUAAUUCGCUUGGUUUUGUCAGAAAAUUCUAUUGAUUUGGCUGUUAAACGAGAUUUGUGCAGUUGACUGGUCAGAGUAUGCAGUGGUGUAUUGUGGUGUUUGGGUUCAAUAGGUUUGUCUGCAGCUCAUGUACAUAUAUUUUGAGUUUAUUCUUUAAUACUACAUUGAAGCUCACACAAUGUUAUCAUGGAAUAAAAAUGAUUUGGAAAGAAUCCAAUUGUGGUGAACUUUAAUGAUGUUCCACUCAGUUCUCACCCUGUGUCCCCGGGAACAUCCUUGUCUGUAACUCUGUAGCCUCUGUUUCUGCUUGAAGCCAGCCAGAAACCCAUGCCUUAACAGUUUAACAACCUGACCAAAUGGAAUGAUUUGCUUUGCCUUCCAUUGAAGGAGGGAGAUUACGAUGCCAUUUCAAGGUGGGCUUAGUUUGUGCAAUAGCCCGUGAGUCAUGGAGCGGAGUUUACAUUGUUGUAAUUGCAGUUUUCAGGUUUCCAAUUCUGAAUUAAAUAUAUUGCUGAAUGCAGUAGUUCCAUCGUUGAUUCCAUACCAAGGACAGCACCAAAAUUGAAGAGCUCAGGACCUUGAAGACUUUUUGCUGUAGCAAAGGUCAGGCAGCAGGAAAGGUCAUUAAAUGGGGGACAGCAGCUCAUGUUUUUGAUCCACCUGUUGAGUGUGGAUGCAGGGAGUACGGGGUAGUGGUGGGUGGGGGGUAGAGAGAUUGAAGGGUCUCGUGGGAGUGUUUGUACUUUCUUCACUCCCCGACUGGUGAAGAAUGAGAUCGCAGAUGUGAAAGGAACAUGAUUACUUUGGCAAAUGGGGUUGAGCAAUUGAUUGAACACAGAUAUGCAAAGAUGAAUGGUUUGCGCAGUGAUGAUAGGUAAAGAUGCUGUCCAUAAAGGAUUAAAAAGUUAAUAAUUGAUCUCCUGUGGCAAGCACCCAGGGAUUCCAAGCUGAUGUCGUCAUAGAGUGAAGCUUCAGGAGGUUGGAGGUUAAUUUGACCACUGUGUGCCAACGUAAUUCAGUUUCGUGUUCAAUUCGCACAUUCCAUCCUUAUUGUGUGUACAUCCGUUAUUAACUCCAAUGUAAAAUGCCUGUGUAAACCUGUCACACUUUUAAUGACAUCCUCCUGCCAAUAAUGCCCUUAAUUCCAGGAGUUGGAAAGAGCAACAAAAUAACUCAUAAAUCAACUUUCAGACGAUGUCUCCACAAAAGGCUGCCAGCUUUCUUGACCCAAAUAGUUAAUAGCCCUUUUGGGAAAUAUGCCACCAUAAACACUGAGCUACAAUGCAAUUCCAACGAGUCACAUUGCUGGCCAAGCAAGAAACAUCACACUUUGUCAACAGGAUACGUUUGACUUACAUUUGACUUUUUUUUUGAAAUUUGAGCCUCGGAGGAAGACAGCUCAGUCAUCUUUUCAUUGCCUUUAUUUGGAAAAGUUUGAGGCUUGGGGUGGAGGUGUUGGCGUGGGGCGGGGGAAAUAGAGAAGACAGACCUCGAUCGAUUUGGGGAAUUUGCAGCUCGUGCUGGGCCUCACCGUAGACCUCGGCCAUGUCAUUUUAUCGUCCUUUUCACCCAAUAAUUUGCAGAUGUGGCAAACUCUUGCAACACUUUUGAAGUGCAAGAGUUUUUCCUUGUCUAGUGUUUUUCCUUGUCUAGUGUUUAGAACUGCCUGGCAUUUGGAAGCUUUAAAUUCCCACACUGCUGCAGAUCGGGUGUGGCCCCUGCCCCCAAGGUUGUCGUGUUCAGAAGCGGCAGCCAUUUAUACUGACUGCAGUGUAAUAACAGCUUCCCAUCUGCAGGGAGUGCUGGUGUCUGCACUUGUUUCAGCUGAACUGUAUCCACACUAUUCAUACUGCGUGAUGUCUGCGAUUGCUGUUUUCUCUCUCUAACUCGGUAUCAGAAUCAGGGCUCAUCAUCAUUUAUUGUUGGGCCCUUUCUCCGCCAUUUGAGAAACUGUACAGCUUUGACUCAAAGAGGACAUAUUCCAUUUAAAGGAAAAUCUUUCCUCCACCACCCCCCCCUCCAACUCCUGUAAAUAGUUUGAAAUGUUAAUCAUACACUUUGGGGUCAAAGUGUUGUGUGAACUAAGUUUUCUUUUUUGCAGAAGAAAAGGCAUUAGACAAUCGAGACAAGGGUGAGUGUUUGGAUACUGAAUGUACUCGCAUGUAGGUUUCAUGUGUGUUCAAGAGCUAACAUUUGAUUAGGAUGAAUGGUCAAUGUUACCUGAAUUUCCCUGACUGUUAGGGAAUCUGGCUGUUUUCUCUCAAGUUAUUCCUUUCAAGGAGGAGGUGAUGGGAACAAGUCUUUUUAAAGGUUAAUAAUUGAAGUACUAAGCCCUUCUUGCAUGACAUAGUUUAUGGUGAAUAUUAAGUCAUGCACUGUUCUAUAACAUUCCAAGUAUUUUUUUAAUAUACAAACAUCAGGGCUACAGGUGUUUGCUGAUGGAAUGAGUCACAUUCUGUUUUUCUUUCUUGUGCUAAGGUAUAUUUUGAGGUUGCUCUCUGUUCUUUCAUCCAUUCUUUUCCCUGACCAUUGUGAAGCAGUGGUAUUGAACUCGAUAUUUUUAAUAUUCUUCUAUUGUUCAAGGGCUGCAGAAUUUGAAAAGCUUUUCCAGUCAGCCUUAACUAGCUUCCUUUUUCCUUCAAGUAGGCGUUCCUCUCUCAAUACCUUGGAUAGAGUUUGCUGGUACAUGAUUGCUACAUGAUUCAUAUCUGACAGCCAAGAGGUGUAUUUCUCUCUUGUUCUGUCUUUGCAUCUUUGCUUUGUUGAUCUUCAGCUGGAAACAGAGAAGAAGCUCAUGGUGGGUUUGAAAUGGUAAGUUUGAAGAAUGCUUUCUUCUGGCUUUCUGGGUGCAGAGAGGCAAGUAUCUUCCAUGCUGAGAAAUCCCCUUUAGUUUUUUCCUUUUGAAUCUUGAUGUCCUUUUUGAAGAUCCAUCAACGUUUUAAGUACGUACAGAGCAAUGGGAUGGUUAGCAUGCUACAUGAGAAACACAGUAGUUGUCCCAAUUUCAUUAACCCAUCUGACAUUAAGAUAAUCUACAGAGCACACAGGAAACUGUUCAAUCUACACUGUGUUCAGUCCAAAAGCGCUUCAAUCUCGGUCACAGAGCCUCAGGAUGCAAAUGGCUCUUUUUCCAGGUCACUGUCGCCUCCUCCUCUGAAGCACAUGAGAAAGUUGGCUUUUCACUAAACACUGGGAAAACUAUGGUCUUCUUCCAAACAGCUUCCACAGCAAAACAGCCCCCCCCCCUCCACCCCCGCCAUCAAAGGUGGCAUCGUGGAAAAUGUCAAACAUUUUCUGUAUCGUGGGAGCAUCCUCGCAAUGAAGGCAGACACAGGUGACAAUUCAUUAUCACCUCCAAUGCGUCAGUUCAGCCUUCAGCCAACUGAGGAGAAAAGCAUUAAGAGGACCAGAAUCUCAAACCCCUGAUGAAGGUCAUGGUUUACCAGACAGUCGUAAUCCCCACUCUCCUGUAAGCUUCAGAGACUUGGACAUCUUACAGCAGGUACCUCGAAGCACUGGAGAGGUACCUCCAGCGGGGCCUUUGUAAGAUCCUCCAAAUCCGGUGGGGGGGAGGGGGGGCAGGAAGGCAGUCCAUCAACAGCGCCCUCUCCCGGGCCAAACUGCCUAGCGUUGAGUCACUAAUCACUCUCGUAUCCUUGACACCAGACUCCCAAAACAACUUCUCCAGUCAGAAAUCGGUUGUGGCAGGAGACUCCCAGGAGAACAGCAGAAACACUUCAGGAAUGUCAUCAAAGUGUCCCUGAAAAGGUCAAACAUCCCGCUGACCCAUGGGAGUCCCUGACUUGUGACUGACCGAGAUGGGGAAUGUUCGUUCAGGAAGGCACUGAACACGCCGAGAUCUUUCAUCAGGAACAUGCAGAGGAGAAGUCGAGGCGUCAAACAACCCGUCUACCCAACCCUUCCAGCAUCGCCUGCCCCACAUGUGGUAGAGUCUGCAGAUCGUGCAUUGAAAUGAUCAGCCAUCUCAGAACCCAUCAAACAGCAGUGGAAGCAAGGCGUCCUCAAUCCUGGGGAGCUGGAUAAGAAGGCCUGAGAGUCCCAGGGCUAGGGAGAUGGGUUAAUGUCAAGCAUGGUGUAGGAUCCCUUUUCUCUCUUGCUCUGAGUACAAAAGGUCAAAGAUCAGGCAAGGCACUAUUAUUUUCUAACCUUAAAGAAUUAAAUUUGACAGAAUCAAGCACUUCCCAGUAAACAAUGAAUAGUUCUUCUUGCAACCAGUUUCAAGUGGGCACAAGUCAAGACAAGAAAAUUAUCGAGCUUUUUAUUCUUGGGUGAAAUGAAAAGAUGCCCUUCCUAUGCUAGCUUGACCUGCUGUUGCAUAUGGCUCUCCUAAAAACCCAUCAAGAAUGGCUGUUUUAUAUGGUAUUCUUUGAAGUCUGCUUCUUUGACCAUCAUGCCAUAUAUGGGAUAUUUUAAACACUAAAAAAUUUCUCAUCAAUUUGCAACUCUUGCAUGUUUAUCUGUGUUUCUUAUCAGUUACUCACGUUUUAUCACCUACCAAAGGCUUCAUCCUGUCUUGCUGAUGUAUACACCCUUCUGUCCUAAUGUCCUGGACAUGAAGCAAUGAUCAUCAUGCACCCUGAUGAGGGUCAAGCUGACUGCUCUGUGCUCUGUAGCCAAGUAAUCGGGGGGGUUUCAUGUCCUUUAUUGUAAUCAUGUGUAAAACAGAAGUCAAUAUUGAAAAGUCUGAAAUAUUCAGUGGUCUCUUUUCUUGAUUCAUGUCCAGAGACCCCAUGUGGGCAUUGGGUAAAUAUGGGAUAUGGUUUGACUGCAUUGAACUCCUGCUGGUAACUAGCCGGCCAGCACAUGAUAUCUGGAGGGUAACCGAGAACUGAAGGCAUUGGUCCCCAGUCAAGGCGUAGCAGCUUCGGGAAGGGGAGGGAGAAAAUCCAAAGGUGGUACGUGGGAGGUGAUGCCUGGUUUCUUCAGUUCCCCACUUCUGGUAAUGAGGCAUGAGAAAACGAAUAGAAAGCUUGCUCUGGGGAUGUGGGUCUCCUGAAUGCACCGUCUCCUUUCAUAAUGGCAAAGGCAACACUGGAGAGGUUGACAGUUGUUAGCUUCUGACUGAUCAUGGAGACAAAUAAACAAUACAUAAAGGGCUAAAUGUAAACAAUUUGAAAAUAUCUAGCCUCCACUUGACCACAUUACCAAUGAGCAUUUGACUGCAAGACUUGACGCUCGUGUUAACAUGUAUGCGAGUACAGAAAGUGGAACAACACGAUGGCCUCCCUUUUAGCCAUUAAUGUGCAAUCUAACGCUGUGGAGUCUUGUUUCUUUGCUAUUUAGUUUGAAUUAAUGUUUGCAAAAAGAACUGACAAUCUUGUUUUCUUUCCAAACUGAGUUGACUGCUUUGAUUUACAAGCCAGCAUAGUGCAGGGGGCUAACGAUGGAUUGUGGAGGGGUGAUUGCAUGCUGCAGAACCUUUUGAGCUCCAAUAUCAUUGGCAAUACAGCUUCUUGUUUCUCACAUUCUUGGUGUCUUUGCAGUAAGGUAAACAAAUUAAUCUAGAACUGAACCAAGCAUUGCUGGUAUCUGUACAGUAUGUUGUACCUGGGAAGGGACUGGUACUGGGAUUUACUGCCCUGGCCUUGCUUUUCAUUCAGGGGGCAGGGUACACGGCGCCACUGGCAAGGCUGAGAAAGCCAUCAGGAUUUCCUGGCUUGCCAGCUUGGAAUGCUUAACAUGGACAAAUCCUCACAAUGUGGAAGGUCAUUUUCACUUGUGCACCCAGAAAGCAAUCAUGCCUCGUCACCACAGCGCCCAGUUGAUGAAGUGAUUUCAAGGCAUUUGUUUCUACUACCCUGUCCUGAAACUCACGAUGCUUUUUGAGUGUAAAAUAUUGUUGACAUAAAGUCCUCAAUCGUCCUUUUGCUGGUUUGACCACGUACCAUUUGUUACCCAAGAUUUAACUUUUGCAUCUGUUUGUUUUUAUUUCCCUGGCUCUGAUCUUCCAUUUGGUCAACUCCCCCCCCAAAACUAAACAAAGCUCCACUUGAAGUUUUAUCCUAUUGAAAUAUAGCUGAGGCCUGUGUGUCUCCGCUGUGGUUAAUACGUUAUUGUUCCUCACACCACAGCUCUGUAACGUGGAGAGGCAACUGAAAGAAAGGACAUUGGGACCCUCGAUGGCAAUUUCAACAUUUAAUUCAAAUAACUGGACUUGAGACAAUGAAACUGGAAUGAUCCAAAAAGGCUGCAGAUUGACCUGAGAACUUUAAGGCCACGUGUUUUCACUCUGGGCUUUGAGGGUGUGGAAGGAUGUUUGAGAUCAUUGCAUUGUGUUGGUGAAGAGAGCCAGCCUUUUAUGAGCGAUCAUAAUACUCAUGAAUUUAAACCAACCACACAUGUUUAACCCGGACUGUACUUAACAUGCUGGACAUCUUGAUCAUGAAGUUAAGUUUGCGCCAAACUCACUUGAUCUCUUUCUUACCUUCCACACACUCUCUCCACAACCCCCCUCACCCCCGCACCUUGGCCCUCUCAAGGAACAAAUCUUAGCAAUUACAGCCUCACUAGCCACUAAUUAUUCACAACAAAUUCCCUGUUGAGAAGGGGUUGCGGUGCCCUUUGUCUCCGGUCACUGCAAUGCGCGGCCCGGCCGGCUCCAAGUACCAGUCUGCUCCCAACUUUAACCCUUUUCAACUGUGGGUCAAAUACUUUUUUUUAAAAGAUGUAUUACUUGCCUUACGAGGGAUUUUUAACUCUUUUUGUUUCUUUUGUACCAGAGAAUAAACCAUUCCUUCUGCUCUUGUUUCUGAAGUUGAGUUUGACCCAUUGCCUGGUGGCUGCAGGACCUUGGGGGUGAGAUGACCCUGUUGUGUACCCACCCUGCCACCUCCCACACUGGUACUGUACUAUAAAACUCUGGCUGGCAUCCACCCUUUUGGGAAUUGAGCUGCCGUUUUUAAACCUGUGGCCACAUUGCCCCGGUUUGAAAUGAUUCUGUCCCUUUUGGAGUCCUGUCCAGUGAUCGGCCUGUGACUGCCAUAAGACUAAAGCCUUGCGUUCAAACCCAGGAGAGUUAAGAAUCCCAUGUAAGACGUUCUUUCUCUUCAACGAAUGAAUGUAUCUUGUUUGACAUAAUUUAUGGUUGGAAAGUUUUCUUUUUUGUUGAGAAAUAAACUCUGCCCUCUGA